This is a messenger RNA of Photinus pyralis (common eastern firefly), 1869 nucleotides long. RefSeq lists its product as uncharacterized. Gene Ontology annotation, biological process: negative regulation of meiotic nuclear division; regulation of mitotic nuclear division. Bases 238 to 1683 code for a protein of 481 amino acids. Gene Ontology annotation, cellular component: nucleus. Gene Ontology annotation, molecular function: protein binding. The record is from RefSeq and is a predicted model, not a curated record. The transcript is spliced from 3 exons. NCBI's taxonomy places the organism in Eukaryota, Metazoa, Arthropoda, Insecta, Coleoptera, Lampyridae.
CUUCAGAUGUCAAAUUGUUUUUGACUUUUUGUUAGCGUCCUUAUUGUAAAUUUUAAAUAGUUUUAAAUUAAUUGUUGUUUUAAAAUGUUACAAACAAUCCAUUUAUUUAUUUAAAAUGGACAACGUGGAGUGUUAAUUUCGACAAAUCUCGUAAACGGGCGUUCAAAUUUUCCCUCGCCCCUUGGAACAUUAUGGCGGUAUUUUGUGUUGUUUACGCCUGAAAAAUUACUUCAAAAUAUGGAUUCCUAUCACAGUGUGUCCGAGGAUUCGGGCUGCGUAAUCAGUCAGUCGGAUAAGUCGAGUUCAGUCGGUUUUUCUUACACGGAGACCCCAACUUCGGCGCUUCCAACAUCGCGAAAACGCAAAUUUUCACAGGACACUUACUCACAGAGCCACGAAUGGACGUUUACGUUCGAGGAAUCGAACGCAAACAACUUUAUGUCGAGUACGUUAAACGAAUCUCUAACGAAAAGUUUAGAAAAGUGCAACCUCUACACGCCGAACUUUUAUAUCGAACGUUCGCCCAGUGAAAAGUCGGAGAAACGUUACAAACUCGACGACAGUCCGGAGUUUCAACCGAAAACCCGUUCGGCGCCGUCUACGCCGACGAAACACCUCGAAGAUCAAGAGCUGAGCCCGAAUUGUAAGAGCAAGAGCGAGCCGCUGUCGUACUGCUACUAUACGCCCGACGUCAAGUUGGGAAAUCAGGAGAAGUUCGCAUUACUCUACCCGAACAUUCACCCGACCGUCUCGCCGACGAAACUCAAAACGCCCGAAAAGCUACGCGAGUUCCUCAAGAAGUUGAAUUCGCCCGCGAAAAAGCGACUGUUCGAGCCCGCCGAACGUCCGACGACCGAUCCGAUCGUACUCUUUACGGUCAAGUACAAUGUGCGGCACGUUGUCGCGAUGAUUUUCGAUUACCUGUCCCCCCGCGACCUUUGCACGAUCAGUCGGGUGAGCAAGGUGUGGCGGAGAGCCCUGCUUCACGACCACAAGGCGUUCCCGAGGUACUACACGUACUCGCAGGAGUAUAACAGCAAUAAGGAGAACGUCGGCGAUUCGUUCUGUUUUCGCGAGCCGGACACUCCACCUCUCAGUCCGGACACGGAUAGUUUUCGUCGGUGCACGAAGAUCGUCUCCCGGCUCUCUCCUAGUCAAAGUCUCCACAAGUGCCUACGUUGUAUGGAACCCGCUGUGAUACAAAAAAACGUUAGUCAAUGCCAAAACCCGAACUGCCUCUACAUUUACUGCCGGAACUGCCUGAGCUUCUCGAUGACGGGUCCCGAGUACUUCAACGACAAGUGUCGCAUGUCCGAGCUCGUCGUGACCACCGGCCUCAAUCGUAGCAGUCUGUGCGACAUCUCCAACGGGGCGUCGCCCUCGUUCUUCCCGAACGACACGGUGCCCCAAUCGAAGUACGACUCGUCCGGUUACGCGUCAGAAUUGGACACUACGCCGGUUAUAAAACGUGCCCUCGCCGGUCAGCCCCUUCAGCCGGUGACCAUCAACAGGCUGGAUAGCGUAAUUCGGCGCAGAACGCGGCGGCCAUCCCUCGUAUCGGUAGUCGCGGCACGAACCACGCCGCAAAUCUUGGAGGUGAUCGAGCCUUCGAGUCCCCCUAAAGUAAAGGACGUUGCGUGCUCUACGAAAAGCAAAAAGUACUUAAAACGUCUGAAAUUUUAAGUAAAAUGUUAACGACUAUUCAUAAGUUAAGUAUGUGUACUCUCAAUGAAACGGCAGGGCACUGGUUAAGUUAUUCUAUUAACGUAAGGUUUAUGUAGAGGAAAAUUGAGCUUUGUCAUUCGUUCCUUACAUUUGUUAGCGAAUAAAGUUUUAUCUUGCAGAAGAAUAAAAAAUCACUUACCCUUC